GGUUUCCUCUUGAGACUAUUUAGUCACUAUCUUACUGUUCUUCCCUCUCUUUUAUUUCCUCAAUCACAGUCAAUAUGGAGGCAGUCAAACGUUUCUUCUCCUCCCCGCGCUUUGCAGUUGCGGGCGCAAGUAACGACAGCAACAAGUUUGGUUACAAGAUCCUCGCAUGGUAUCACCAGCAUUCCCUCCCUGUCACUCCUCUCAAUCCUCGCGCACCGCAGAUUGAACUGCCCUCUCGUGCCUACGAUACGGUCGCAUCGCCCAGCGCCUUGCCUACACCUUCGCAAACAUCCUUGUCGGUUGUGACCCCGCCAGCGAUCACUCUGCCAUUGCUCCAGGAGGCUCAUUCAGUGGGAAUUCCGGCCGUGUGGUUGCAGCCCGGAACGUUUGAUGAUGCCGUCCUGGAGUUCGCCCACAAGCACUUUCCGGCAGUGAUCGCAGGCGAUGGGGGAGCGGGAAGUGAGGGUUGGUGUGUUUUGGUGGACGGCGAAGAAGGAUUGGAGGCUGCAGGAGUGCAGUGGGCGAGCCAAAAGCUGUAGGGCGAUCAAGAGGAUCUAUCCCGAGGAAGCGGUGUAUAUAGUAUAGUAUAGGUCUCGCCACCAGUGAAUCUCAUCGUCUCUCGACAU
This is a messenger RNA of Aspergillus nomiae NRRL 13137, 626 nucleotides long. Its product is annotated as CoA-binding protein. The coding region runs from base 75 to 539 and encodes 154 amino acids. The transcript has 2 exons. Lineage: Eukaryota; Fungi; Ascomycota; Eurotiomycetes; Eurotiales; Aspergillaceae. The record is from RefSeq and is a predicted model, not a curated record.